CAGCAACGACGGUGAAGCCUACACUCGCCAAUCUCUCCCUAACUGCCAUCUCUCUCUCUCUUGCUAUAUAUAUACAUAUUUAUAUACACAGGAGAUGAUGGAGGGAGCGUCGGGGCUCGUGGUGGCGCUGGCGGUGGUGGUGCUAGCGGCGGUGUGCGGCGGGGCGAGGCGGGCGCACGAGUGGGCGUGGGAGCGCGGGCUCGGGGCGGGGCGGCGCGGCCGCCUGCCUCCGGGAGACAUGGGGUGGCCCGUCAUCGGCAACAUGUGGGCCUUCCUCCGCGCCUUCAAAUCCAGCGACCCCGAUUCCUUCAUCGCCUCCUUCAUCCGACGAUAUGGACGGAUCGGAAUAUACAAGGCCUUCAUGUUUGGGAGCCCAACGAUCAUGGUCACAGUGCCUGAAAGCUGCAAGCAAGUCUUGAUGGAUGAUGAUCACUUUGCACCUGGCUGGCCUAAAGCAACUAAUGAGCUCAUUGGCAAGAAGUCAUUCAUAGGCAUCACUCAAGCAGAACACAAACGACUUAGACGGCUCACGGCAAAUCCUGUCAAUGGUUAUGAAGCACUCAAUACAUAUCUCCAGUUUAUAGAAAAUACUGUAAUAUCCACAUUAGAAAGGUGGGCAAGCAUGGGACAAAUAGAAUUUCUUACAGAACUACGGAGGUUUACAUUCAGAAUUAUCAUGAAAAUAUUUCUGAGCUCAGAGAAUGAGGCUGUAAUGGAGUCAUUGGAAAAAGUAUACACUGAUCUGAACUAUGGAAUAAGAGCAAUGGCUAUCAACAUCCCUGGAUUUGCUUACCACAGAGCAUUGAAGGCUCGGAAGAAAUUAGUGGCAGUUUUUCAAAGUGUCCUUGAUGAAAGAAGGGCUAUGAGGAGAAAAAAAUUAUUUCCAGCACACAAGGACAUGAUGGAUGCUCUAAUGGAGGUUGAAGAUGACAAAGGUAGAAGAUUGGAUGAUGAGGAGAUCAUUGAUGUACUAAUAAUGUACCUCAAUGCUGGCCAUGAAUCUUCUGGGCACAUCACCAUGUGGGCUACCGUGUUUCUACAAGAAAACCCAGAUAUUUUUGAAAAAACAAAGUUGGAGCAAGAGGAAAUCCAAAGAAGUAUACCACCUACUCAAAAGGGGCUAACAAUGAAGGAGAUCAGAAAGAUGGAGUAUCUUUCAAAGGUUAUUGAUGAGACAUUACGUAUAGUUAACAUCGCCUUUGUGUCCUUCCGGCAAGCAACAGAAGACACAUACGUCAAUGGUUACCUUAUACCCAAGGGUUGGAAAGUUCAGCUUUGGUACAGAAGUGUUAACUUGGAUCCUCAUAUUUAUCCUGAUCCUACGAAUUUCAAUCCAUCUAGGUGGGAUCAUUUUACACCGAAAGCAGGAUCUUUUCUUCCUUUUGGAUUAGGGAGCAGGUUAUGCCCUGGAAAUGAGCUAGCCAAACUAGAGAUCUCUGUAUUCCUGCACUAUUUCGUACUUGGUUAUCAGCUCACAAGAAAAGACCCACACUGCCGGGUGCGAUACUUGCCUCAUCCUCGACCUACCGACAAUUGCAUGGCAAAAAUCACAAAGCUCAACAAGAUCAGUGCAAAUGAAACUUAGAUGCCAGGAGUUCUGAGUGUUGCUUUUCUUUCUCGUUGUGGCAAAAUAAAUUUUCCAAAGGUUGAAUAAGGUCCUCAAAGACAAUGAAGAGAUGGCCUCAACCAGUUCAAGAAACUUUGAGGAGCCUCUUAUCUUCUAUUUAUGCUGCCAAGUCAUGACCAGAUGAAGAGUUUGGAAAAGAUCAUUGGCUGUUGACUCUCCCACCAUUCCAACAGUGUCUGCUAUAGCUCUGUGUAGUAUGUAAAACUGCCUCUUUGUAGUUAAAUCUGAUGGUUAUCAAAGCCCUGUCUUCUUAAAGCAUCUUAUUUUAA
Messenger RNA from Musa acuminata subsp. malaccensis (wild Malaysian banana), 1896 nucleotides. Its product is annotated as ent-kaurenoic acid oxidase 1. Gene Ontology annotation, molecular function: iron ion binding; ent-kaurenoic acid monooxygenase activity; heme binding. The record is from RefSeq and is a predicted model, not a curated record. NCBI's taxonomy places the organism in Eukaryota, Viridiplantae, Streptophyta, Magnoliopsida, Zingiberales, Musaceae. Gene Ontology annotation, biological process: sterol metabolic process. Gene Ontology annotation, cellular component: endoplasmic reticulum.